This is a messenger RNA of Capsaspora owczarzaki ATCC 30864, 3898 nucleotides long. RefSeq lists its product as hypothetical. Gene Ontology annotation, molecular function: protein binding. The coding region runs from base 103 to 3645 and encodes 1180 amino acids. Lineage: Eukaryota; Filasterea; Ministeriida; Capsasporidae. The record is from RefSeq and is a predicted model, not a curated record. The transcript has 6 exons.
UUUCAUAUCUUGUUUCUCAGUCAACAACAACAAAAAGGGGUGUGGAGAAGGGAACCAAAAACACAAACCAGCACACACAGACACACACACACACGCACAUAAAUGUCGUCCGAUCGCCGUGGCUCGGUCAUCUCGACCACGUCGACGGGCAGCGGCGCCGUCGGCCCGCGGUCCCAAUCCGCAAUAGCAGGAGCAACCGCUGGCUAUCGAGCGUCGCGCAAAAACUCAAUCGCGCCAUCAUUCACAUCCGAGAUUGACGAAGAAGUAGAAGAGGACGCAGACUCGCUCACAAGCUCGGCCAGCUCCGCAUCACGAAAGCGAUCGCUCAUUGGCACGCUGAAACGAGUCGGAACAAAGCUGGGUGCGGGUCGCACAAGCGCCAGCAACAGUCCCGGUGGCGGCAAUGGUGCUGGCGAUGGAGAGAGUCGUCGUGCGUCCAUUAGCUCGGCUUCGUCCCGUGUUUCACGACGACCGACAGCUCAAGAGCUGUUUGGCCUCGGUGUCAGCGCUGGAGGCAACGUCGAUUCCGCGAGUUCAGGCAUCGAUCCGUCCGUUUCGUUGGACUCGAUCAACUUGGCCGCAACUACAGCUGGCCUGACACUGUCACCAGACCAGCUCCACGUCAUUGUAUGUCGACUCGGUAGCAAUCCACCCUAUUCACCAGAGAGCCGAUUGCUCGAGGCCGUUCAGCUUGGCGAUUUCGACACCGUGCGGCUGCUGGCGCCCGUUGUCGCAACCUCUGGCACUGCUUUGCGACGCUCCGCAUCGACUGCCGACACAGCAGGAAGUAGCGACUCCCCAACACGACGAAACUCGAAUGCAGACGAAGAACGGCUGCCCAACAUCAAUCACAUUUUCGAAGGCCAGUACACGGUCCUGGAUGUUGCUGCUCUCAGUAGCCAUUCAGAUAUAACGCACUGGCUAUUAGAUCACGGUGCCAUGCAUGCGCCAACCACUUUGGACAAUAAGAUUUGGUUUGCCCUCCUCAAGGCAUGGGUCUCUGAAACGUGGAAUCGCUUCGAUACGGUUAUUGAGCUCAUGAACAAGGACGAGAUUAUCAAGAUUUACCGCAAGCUCCGGUUGUACGAGCGUCAAAUACGCCAUUUUGAGUCUUCAGUGGUGGCGUCCGCUCCUUCCUCCGUCUCACUCACCUGCUUGAGCAACACUUCCCUGCUGGUCACGUUCGCACCGCCAUACUCGAGUGGCAACGCCCUUCUAACCAAUUACGCUGUUUCGUGGAGCGCCUCGCCAUUCACCCCCGACUCGCCAUUCAGCAACCCGGCCGGCUCCUCUGAACCGACCAUCAAAACGGUGUAUGUCAACGGACACUCGUCCACGUUUGUCAUCGAGCCACUUCCCGAAAACGCAAUCACGUUUGUGCGAGUAGCGGCGCGCAACAUCCAGGGUCUCAGUCCGUGGCAGCUCGCAUCACCCCGCUGCCUUCAGCUUUCGAGCUGGAAAGCCAUCAAUUUGGCCAAGCCCGUGGUUGACCUGGACGUUACGGCAAGCGCAAUCAAGGACGCACAGGACUACUUUUCCGAUCGCGCCAAGCGCCACCGCGACGUGGAGCGCGUGGUCAUGGGCGGCUCCUCGAGCAAGGUCAAGCAAAUGAUGGGCGUUGUUCCCGACAGCAGCCACGUUGCGCUGAAGAUUGCUCCUGGCUCGGACUGGGUUCCUCAAAUGAAGUUGGAACGAACCCUCCAGCCGAAUGGUAUUUACCUGGCAUCGCUCGUCUUUUGUGAUGAGAACAACUCCGUCCUGAUCACCGCCAAGGACGAGACGUGGCCGAUUGUCACUCUCGACCCUGCCUACGUCGGAAAGCGCCAGUUUGACGAGGCGCACGACAUCUUCACCUGGAUGGCUCGUGUCGGCGCUCAGUGGAACACUCUCCACACGCUCUUGCAAGGUGUGGACGACUUUGACGGUCUGUACGAUUCAUCCCGAGCGCAAUGCGAGUUUGUCAAGGCCGCUGCGUACUUGCGGCACGUUCUCGGCGUCGAGCUUGGUCGCCUGCAUUUCCGCCCGCUGACCCUCCCAAAUCGUGCGUCCGUGGUUGUGACUGUGCUCCGCGUGGCUAAAACCGCGGACAUUAGUGAGGAUUUGCCGCACAAGUGGCAAACAGUGCUCCCAACCUCCCUGUCGCAGCCGCCUAGCCUGCACUCAUCCUUCACAACGGAUCGCAACGGGACUGAAAAUGGCUCGGACAAGGUCUCGACAAACAGCCCGCGUCCGAGCUUUAUUGCUCCCGACUUGGUCAGUCGCACGUCCAGUUCUGACUUUUCCGUCGAAAAUGUGCAGAACUUUGGUCUCGGCGCCUUCUUGAACCAGCUCAACAACGUCUGGGGCACCAAUCCGGUUGCUGUUGCACCCGCGCUCUAUCACGAACGUUCCAGCUCCACAGCGUCCGCUGCCAGCGUGCAGGCCGCCAUCCAACACAACGAGCCUGUCGUGUCGAUUGCCGCGACCAAGUUGCACGAUUACACGGAGCACUUGCUGGCUGCUCACGUAUCGCUGACAACCCCGCUGAGGCGCGGAGUGUAUGUCGCGCAUGUCAUGCCGAUCAACCGCAUCAAUCGCGUUGAUGUUGUUGUGCCUCGCACAACUCCGCACAUUGUGCCGCACAGCUUGGUGCGCGAGGGCUCGUCCCAGAUCUCGGCCGAAGAGUGGAGCACGCUUCGACGCGUUGUCCGACGCGAAACGACCUUGUCCGAGCUCCAGGAUCAGCUCGCGCAGCUGCAAGACGCAAUCACACCGAGCUCGACGAUCGACCACUUUGUGCAGAUUUCCAAACUGCAGGCCGGCAUCCGCUUCUGUCAGGAGGUCACCAGAGCCACCGCCCAGCUGACCAUGUCCGUCUCGUCGCUCACAAGCACCCUGACAGCCAAUGGCUCCAAUGCGCACGGCCCGCACACACCCACGCAACCGUCCGGGUUGUCGCCCAACACGAGCACAGAGCGACUCGUGCUUUCUCCCGACCCGUCGUCCAUCCGAAGCCGGCUCCAGGAUGCAGCGACCCACACGGCUGGCCAUCGCAUCUACUGCGGCGAACCCAUCGAAGUGAGCAGCCAAGUCACGCUGAUUCUCAUUCUUCCCCCGGAAUCCACGCUGCGCCACAUUUCGCAGGGCGGCUUGGCAGACUCGGAGCGUUUCAUCUCGCUCCCACUCGCUGUGUUUGAGAAUGUGCACUUUCUGCAGUACCAGGCAUCCAUCUAUCGCAUGUAUGCCAAGCUAUCCGUCAUUGUACAUCACGACAAGGCGUUGUUGAACCAGUGGUCCCGUCAAGGCCACUCGGCGAUGGCCAAGGAGAAGGCUGCCGAGGAGCUUGACUUGAUCUCGUCCGUGGAUCACGAUCUCGAGCUUUCCUGGAAAAACGUGCGGUGGGUCAAGCAAGCCGUUCAGCUUGGCUUGGCGCUCGGCUCGUCCAGUCACAGCGCCUCGACUUCUUCUUCUGGCAACCUGUUUGGCUCCCCGAUCUCCAGCGUCAGCUCUAUCGCUGCUACUGCCGGGUCGUCGUCCGUCCCGUCCGCGGAUGCCAAGAACGAGCUCUUCCCUCUGCUGCUUCCUUCGCUGAAUUUGACCCUUGGAACGGCGACCUCCACCGUGUCUGUUGGAUCUGCAACGAGCGACAGCGAUUCCAACAUUUGAUUUUGCACAAGCUGUCCCGUUUCACCGUUUGUAUUUUUCAUGUUUUGUUUUGGUUUUAUUCUUUUCUUGCCGUUUGUUUAAUUGUUGCGUUGUUUCGUUUCUUCUUUUUUUUUUUCUCGUUUUGUAUUCGGCACUGGUUUUGUCUCUUGCCGCUGGUGAUAGUGGCCGGUUUUAUUGUCCAUUGGACUUUUUAUGUGGAAUUGGCGUUGAUCGUCAAGCAAAAAAACAAACAAAUACACGAAAAUGUAAAUCU